Messenger RNA from Durusdinium trenchii, 1335 nucleotides. The record is from the annotation of a GenBank genome assembly. Lineage: Eukaryota; Dinophyceae; Suessiales; Symbiodiniaceae.
AUGUUGGAGCUGGGCUCCAGUGCUCCAGGGCCUGAAUCUUUGCGCUUUGGCCUUCGCAGCCCUUCCAACGGCCACGGGUGCCGUUCCCGCUUUGAGCCGCACGCAAGCGACAGCCGAGGCCAUCUCCCUCGGUCCGGUCUCUUGAAAGACUGGACCAAGGUGCCGCCAGUUCCCAGGAAAGGUGAUGACACUUUCGACCGUGUCUACGGGCCAAAGUCCACCUUAGAGUGGGAGCCGGCAUCCGCAACCAUUGGGAAGGUAGACAACUCCACUCCCAGCAUUCUGCGGGAGGGCCCUUUGAACGUAGCGCUGAAAACUGCACAUUAUGGCGGAGCAGAGCUUGAUGUGCAGAGUGAGGAAGGAAUCCUCGAAGAGAUGAACCAAGCACGCUACUUUGAGACCACCACGGGUGUGGGUCACCAGAAGCCGGACUAUACAGUGGCACAAAAGGCAUCCCACACAUCGAAGAGCUACAAGCAGGAGAUUUUCUGCGGCCCGGAACCUGACGUGAUGCCGUCACUGGAAAAUGAAGGUUUGGAGGUCCCCUUCCAUGCGCACUAUUCACGUGUGGACCAGAUUACCAACACCAGGAUGUUUAUGGCAGACCCCGAGUUCCGGGGCAAUGUGGCAGCAUCUGCUCCCACUGGUGUUGGACCCUUCCACCGCAAUGCGCAGUUCACCAAGGGAUGCGACAAGUUCAUACUGCACGUUCACAAGGACGAAGGCCUCAAUGAGAUGUACCAGAGACUCCCAGAGACCAACCCCAUGAGGCAACUUGGAGGUGAAAAUGCCUCAGAUCCCCAUGCUGGGAUCCCAUCCCUAGCUGCGCUGAAGGGUGCGAUCCACCGAAAGGUUCAAGAGGUUUGGGGUCCUCUUGGUUAUGUGAACCUCCGGCAACGCCUUUGUGAACUUUGCGAUCACGAAGGGUUCAUUCGGAAGAGCGACGUGGUGGAAGUCUUGCGCGAGCCGCUUGGGCUUUCGGAGGAGGAAGUUGAGGCCAAGCCGUUGGAUGUCUGGCUUUGCCAACUCUGCACCAUGAAGAAGGCUGAACUGAAGGCUUCAACCUUUAUGAGCUCCUUGCGGCCUGCUCUGCCGCAGAAGGAGAAACGACGCGUUCUGACUGCCUUCAAACUGCUUCAGGGUCCGAAUGGUAGUGCUCGCCUGGGAGACUGGUUGCAGAGGCUGGAUGAUGGGGACCUGAAGCAAACAGUCAUUUUCGCCUUCGGUGCUGAAGAUGAGGAGUCGGUUGCGAACACCGCAGUGACUGAGCAGGUCUUCUUGGAGCUUUUCUCGGACUUGGCACCCUUUGCAGACAUUGGCCCCAUGCUGGAGUGA